Messenger RNA from Triticum turgidum subsp. durum (durum wheat), 2400 nucleotides. Lineage: Eukaryota; Viridiplantae; Streptophyta; Magnoliopsida; Poales; Poaceae. The record is from the annotation of a GenBank genome assembly.
AUGACAGCCUCCCUUCCAGAGGCAGACAUCACAAAGGAGGGCGACUUCAAGGCCUGGCACAAGGAGCAAAAGCCUGUAGUCACCAGUCCGCCGAAGGCUGCUCGGAUGGCUGUCAUCGGCACGGCGGGGGCGGAGGUGCUGAUACCGCUGGCGGCGGUGAUCGGCAUCGCGUUCGCGGUGUUCCAGUGGUACGCGGUGGCCAAGGUGCCGGUCCCGUCCCACGACGGCGAGGAUGGCGGCGGCGCCGCCCAGAAAGGCCGCAGCGGGCACGAUGAGAGCGCGGAGGACGGCGUGGACUACCGGCAGGUGGAAGCCCGGUGCGCAGAGAUCCAGCACGCCAUCUCCAUCGGCGCCACGUCCUUCCUCUUCACCGAGUACAGGUACCUCGCCGUGUUCAUGGCUGGGUUCGCGGUGGUGAUCUUCAUGUUCUUGGGGUCGGCGCAGCGUUUCAGCACGCGGCCAGAGCCAUGCACGUACGACCCAGCGCGCAUGUGCCGGCCGGCGCUAGCGAACGCGGCCUUCAGCAUGAUCGCGUUCCUCCUGGGCGCGCUCACCUCCGUGAUGUCCGGGUACCUCGGGAUGCGCGUGGCGACGUUCGCGAACGCGCGCACGGCGCUCGAGGCUCGCCGCGGCGUGGGGCGCGCCUUCGUCGUGGCGUUCCGGUCUGGCGCCGCCAUGGGCUUCCUCCUCGCGUCCAGCGCGCUGUUCGUCCUCUACGUCGCCAUCAACCUCUUCGGCGUCUACUACGGCGACGACUGGGGCGGGCUCUACGAGUCCAUCACCGGCUACGGCCUCGGCGGCUCGUCCAUGGCCCUCUUUGGCCGCGUCGGCGGCGGCAUCUACACCAAGGCCGCCGACGUCGGCGCCGACCUCGUCGGCAAGGUGGAGCGCAACAUCCCCGAGGAUGACCCUCGCAACCCCGCGGUGAUCGCUGACAACGUGGGGGACAACGUCGGCGACAUCGCCGGGAUGGGGUCGGACCUUUUCGGGUCGUACGCGGAGUCGUCGUGCGCGGCGCUGUUCGUGGCCUCCAUCUCGUCGUUCGGGACGGAGCACAACUUCGCGGCGAUGAUGUACCCGCUGCUCAUCAGCGCCAUGGGCAUCGUGGUGUGCUUGGCCACCACGGUCGUCGCCACCGACCUCGCCGAGGUGAAGACCGUCGAGGAGAUCGGGCCGGCGCUCAAACGGCAGAUCCUCAUCUCCACCGUGCUCAUGACGGUCGGCAUCGCCAUCGUCAGCUUCCUCGUCCUGCCGCACAGCUUCACCCUCUUCGACUUCGGCAGGCGCAAGCUCGUCAAGAACUGGUACCUUUUCAUCUGUGUGUCGGCCGGUUUGUGGGCGGGUCUUGUCAUCGGCUAUGUCACCGAGUACUUCACAAGCAACGCUUACAGGCCGGUGCAGGCGGUGGCGAACUCAUGCCGGACGGGAGCGGCGACGAACGUCAUCUUCGGGCUGGCGGUGGGGUACAAGUCGGUGAUCGUGCCCAUCUUCGCCAUCGCGACGGCCAUCUACGCCAGCUUCCGCCUCGCCGCCAUGUACGGCAUCGCGCUGGCGGCGCUGGGCAUGCUCAGCACCAUCGCCACGGGGCUCAGCAUCGACGCCUACGGUCCCAUCAGCGACAACGCCGGCGGCAUUGCCGAGAUGUCCGGCAUGCCUCACGUGGUCCGCGAGCGCACGGACGCGCUCGACGCCGCCGGCAACACCACCGCCGCCAUCGGCAAAGGGUUCGCGAUCGGGUCGGCGGCGCUGGUGUCGCUGGCGCUGUUCGGCGCCUACGUGAGCCGCGCCGGGGUCGCGGCGGUGGACGUGCUGAGCCCUCGGGUGUUCGCGGGGCUGCUGGCGGGGGCCAUGCUGCCCUACUGGUUCUCGGCGAUGACGAUGCGGAGCGUGGGGAGCGCGGCGCUGGCGAUGGUGGAGGAGGUGCGGCGGCAGUUCGACAGCAUCCCGGGGCUGAUGGAGGGCACGGCGAAGCCGGACUACGCCACCUGCGUCAAGAUCUCCACCGACGCGUCGCUCAAGAAGAUGCUGGCGCCCGGCGCGCUCGUCAUGCUCAGCCCGCUGGUCGCCGGCACGCUGUUCGGCACCGAGACGCUGGCCGGGCUCCUCGCCGGCGCGCUGGUGUCGGGGGUCCAGGUGGCGAUCUCGGCGUCCAACAGCGGCGGCGCGUGGGACAACGCCAAGAAGUACAUCGAGGCCGGCGCGUCGGCGGAGGCGCGGGCGCUGGGGCCCAAGGGGUCGGACGCGCACAAGGCGGCGGUGAUCGGCGACACCAUCGGCGACCCGCUCAAGGACACCUCCGGCCCAUCGCUCAACAUCCUCAUCAAGCUCAUGGCCGUCGAGGCGCUCGUCUUCGCGCCAUUCUUCGCCGCGCACGGCGGCCUCAUCUUCAAGCACCUCUGA